Molecule: messenger RNA, 4110 nt
Organism: Cercocebus atys (sooty mangabey)
Lineage: Eukaryota; Metazoa; Chordata; Mammalia; Primates; Cercopithecidae
Product: zinc finger protein 254-like
Biological process (GO): regulation of transcription by RNA polymerase II
Cellular component (GO): nucleus
Molecular function (GO): RNA polymerase II transcription regulatory region sequence-specific DNA binding; DNA-binding transcription factor activity, RNA polymerase II-specific
Source: RefSeq, a predicted model, not a curated record
GUUAUCCAAUCAGGGACGUUGGGCUGGGAACUGUCCAAUCAGGCACACAGCUGGAGCGGACAGGGCGGCUUCCGGGAUAUGGCGGGGCCUUUGUCUCUGGCUGCCGCUGGAGCUGCAGGUCUGUCUUCACUGAUCUGUAUCCUCUGCUCCUAGAGGCCCCGCGUUUGUGGCGCUGUUACCAGUAGGUAUUGGAAUUCCACAGCUAAGAUGCCGGGACCCCCUAGAGGCCUAGAAAUGGGACUGUUGACAUUUAGGGAUGUGGCCAUAGAAUUCUCUCUGGAGGAGUGGCAACACCUAGACAUUGCACAGCGGAAUUUAUAUAGGAAUGUGAUGUUAGAGAACUACAGAAACCUGGCCUUCCUGGGUAUUGCCGUCUCUAAGCCAGACCUGAUCACCUGUCUGGAGCAAGGAAAAGAGCCCUGGAAUAUGACGCGACAUGAGAUGGUGGAUGAGUCCCCAGGUAUCUGUCCUCUUUUUGCUCAAGACCUUUGGCCAGAGCAGGGCAUGGAUGAUUCUUUUCAAAAAGUAAUACCGAGAAGAUAUGAAAAAUAUGGACCUGAGAAUUUACAGUUAAGAAAAGGCUAUAAAAGUGUGGAUGAGUGUAAGGUGAACAAAGAAGGUUAUAAUGGACAUAACCAGUGUUUCACAACUGCCCAGAGCAAAGUAUUUCAAAGUGAAAAAUAUUUGAAAGUCUUAUUUAAAUUUUUAAAUUCAAACAGACAUAAGAUAAGACAUACUGAAAAGAAAUCUUCUAAAGGUAAAAAAUGUGUCAAACCAUUUUGCAUGCUUUCACAUAAAACCCAACACAAAAGCAUUUAUCAUAGAGAGAUGUCCUACAAAUGUAAAGAAUGUGGAAAAACCUUUAAUUGGUCCUCAACCCUUACUAAUCAUAGGAAAAUUUAUACUGAAGAGAAACCCUACAAAUGUGAAGAGUAUGGCAAAGCUUCUAAGCAACUCUCAACCCUUACUACACAUGAAAUAAUUCAUUCUGGAGAGAAACUCUACAAAUGUGAAGAAUGUGGUGAAGCUUUUAAUCGACCCUCAAAUCUUACUACACAUAAGAUAAUUCAUACUGGAGAGAAACCUUACAAGUGUGAAGAAUGUGGCAAAACAUUUAUCUGGUCCUCAACCCUUACUGAACAUAAGAGAAUUCAUACUAGAAAGAAACCCUACAACUGUGAAGAAUGUGGCAAAGCAUUUAUAUGGUCCUCAACCCUAACUAGACAUAAGAGGAUGCACACUGGAGAGAAACCCUACAAAUGUGAAGAAUGUGGCAAAGCUUUUAGCCAAUCCUCAACCCUUACUACACAUAAGAUAAUUCAUACAGGAGAGAAACGCUACAAAUGUUUAGAAUGUGGCAAAGCUUUUAAGCAACUCUCAACUCUUACUACACAUAAAAUAAUUCAUGUUGGAGAGAAACUCUACAAAUGUGAAGAAUGUGGCAAAGGUUUUAAUCGAUCUUCAAAUCUUACUACACAUAAGAUAAUUCAUACUGGAGAGAAACCUUACAAGUGUGAAGAAUGUGGCAAAGCUUUUAUCUGGUCCUCAACCCUUACUAAACAUAAGAGAAUUCAUACUAGGGAGAAACCCUACAAAUGUGAAGAAUGUGGCAAGACAUUUAUAUGGUCCUCAACCCUAACUAGACAUAAGAGGAUGCACACUGGAGAGAAACCCUACAAAUGUGAAGAAUGUGGCAAAGCUUUUAGCCAAUCCUCAACCCUUACUACGCAUAAGAUAAUUCAUACUGGAGAGAAACCCUACAAAUGUGAAGAAUGUGGCAAAGCCUUUAACUGGUUCUCGACUCUUACUAAACAUAAGAUAAUUCAUACUGAAGAGAAACCCUACCAAUGUGAGAAAUGUGGCAAAGCCUUUAAGCAGUCUUCAAUCCUUACUAACCAUAAGAGAAUUCAUACUGGAGAGAAACCCUACAAAUGUGAAGAAUGUGGCAAAUCUUUUAGCCGGUCUUCAACUUUUACUAAACAUAAGGUAAUUCAUACUGGAGUAAAACCCUACAAAUGUGAAGAAUGUGGCAAAGCCUUUUUCUGGUCCUCAACUCUAACUAAACAUAAGAGAAUUCAUACUGAAGAGCAACCCUAUAAAUGGGGAAAAUGUGGCAAAGCUGUUAACCAGCCCUACCUCACCACAGAUAGGAUAACUCAUUGGAGAGAAAUAUUACAAGUAUGAAUAAUGUGCCAAAGUCUAUAAAAGUCCUCAAUUCUUAGUAGAUAUAAGAUUAUUCAUACCGGAGAGAAACUACAAACCUGAGAGAGGUGCUGAUGCUUUUGACAAUACCUCAAACUUUAAAGAAAAUCAUUCUGCUGAAAAAUCCUAGAAAUGUGAAGAAUGUGACAAAGCCUUUAAAUGAUAUUCACACUUGAUUGUAGGUAAGAUAAUUCAUACUGGAGAACUACCAGUGUGAACAAUGUGGCCAGGCUUCGAACCAAUGCUCACACCUUAUUGCACAGGAAAGCAUUUAUACUUGAGAAGAAAUGUACAAAUAUAGGCAAAGUAAAAAAGCCAUUAAUGCCUGCCCACAUCUUACUCAAAAUCAUAGAGUUCACACUAAAUAAAAGCAUUAAAAUCUACUCUCAGAAGAUCAGAAAAUAUGUUUUUAAAGUAUAGAAGAGUAUUUAUUUUGAGAAAGCAUUACAAAUAUGAAGAGGAUUGUAAUAUCUUUACUUGCAUCACAGAUCGUAUUGUACACAUUUUGUACUAGAGAAAAACCCUCAGGCAGUUGUUAAAAUUGUGUUGAACAUCAGGGAGUUUAUAUUGAAGAAAACCCUGCAAGUGUAAUGAAUUUGGAAAAACAUUUUUUCAAAAACUACAAAUUAUAAACCACUGAGGUGUUCAUCUAAAAUAUAGUUUUGUAGAUGUAUUAAAUAUGAAAGAUACUCAAUCCAAAAUUAAGUCUAUAUAUCAGGGAACAAUUCACAGUAGAAAUAUCUAGGGUGCUCAAACAUUAGACAUUACACUAAAUCUGAGUGCUGAGUGUAGAAAAUAAUACAAACUAAAAUUUGUGUAAACAUUAUUUGUAUAUAACUUUACAAAGUACUUUUAAAAAAAUACAGAUUUUUUAAAAAGUGAAAAAUGUGUUGAACUGUUAAAUUACUUCAUGCUGUUUCAUCAUUCCUAGUGUAUUCACAUGUGAAAGCAUGUGACUAAUUGUUGCUGCAUAAAAUAGAUGAGAUUCUUUUUUAUUAGGCAUUAUUUAUGAUCUUUUCUAUGAAAAGAUAAGGACAUUAAAAUGUAAGAUGCAUGAUGAAAAUUUAAGUAGAGAGGCUCUUUGUGGUUAACUUAUAAUAUUGAGUGAUGCAUGAGGUAGGUGUUCAUUAUGAAUGAAAAACAUUCUUAAUUUUAGUUAAAAUUAAGUUAUAUGUUAUUUUAUUAAUUGUACUUCUAUGGAAUAAUAUGCAGUAUAUUUUUAAAUUAUAAAUUAUGUGUGAACUUAGCUUUUCAAUUCAACAUUUUUAACAUGUUAAAUACUAUUGUGAAUUCAAUGAAGUGUUCUUAUGCCACUAACAUUAACCUAUUCCACCUUACUCAAGGAUGUAGGUAAAAGAUGAUAACAAUACACUGUUUUGUAAGAUAAUGGACUGUCAUCUCUAGCAAUCUUUUUUGCCAGUGACUUUAAAUUGCCAAUAAGUUAAAGAAUAUUGUUCCUAUAGGUUAAAUUUUUAUUCUUAUUUUCAGAUUUAAAUUUAUUUUUCUUAAUUUUUGUGGAUACAUAUGUGUAUAUAUGUAUGCCAUUUAUGGUAUAUUUUGAUGCAGGUAUACUCUAUAUAAUAAUCACAUUAGAGGAAAUGAGAUAUCCAUUACCUCUAGCAUUUAUUCUUUUUACUACAAGGAAUUCAAUUCUACUGUUUUAGUUAUUUUUAAAUUUACAAUUGUUAUUGACUACAGGGUAAUUUUUAUGGUCAUAAUAAAAAAUUAUAUACAAACAUGUAAAAUCCAUACAUUUCUGAGUUCUGAAUAAAUAUUUUUAAAAAUUUUAAUAUGUUUUUCUUUGAACAUGUGGCCUCUGCCCGCAAGCACAUAUGGACUCUUAGAAUUGAUUUACAUAAAAUUAAAUAUAUAUAUAUCUGUUAAAGAUAAACCUUAGGUGUAAAUAAA